UGGACUUUGGAUUUCCUGAAAUUUUUACAUUGGCACAGCUACGCCAGGGUUGGAUUGCUUUGCAUGUCUUUGCCGCUGUUUACUUCUUUAUACUAUUAGCGAUUAUUUGUAAUGAUUACUUCUUGCCAACUGUGGAAUGCAUUUGUGAAGAUUUAAAUCUAUCUAAAGAUGUUGCUGCAGCAACGUUUAUGGCUACAGCAACAUCCAUGCCCGAAUUCUUUACAAAUACGAUCAGUACACUGAUUACAGGUUCCGAUAUGGGUUUGGGCACAAUUAUCGGUUCACUUAUGUUCAACACAUUGGGUGUUGCCGGUGUUGCAGCAUUAGGCAUUAAAAAGCCCGUUCAAUUAGAUUGGUGGCCCAUAGCACGUGACUGCACUAUAUAUACAUUCAAUACGAUUAUUCUACUUAUAUUGGCUUGGGGUGGUUAUGUUACGUUUACUGAGUCCUGUAUUAUGAUGGGAUUUUUGGUUUUCUAUUAUUUGCUUACUUUCAAUAAUAAUAAAUUCAUGCCUGCCAUUAGAAUAUUCAUAGAAGAUAAAUUAAAUUGUUGUUUUUCGACACGUUACGACUUUACGGAACCUCCCGAAAAUAGUGCCAAAGCCAAGCUGCCAUUAAAAAAGGACCCACUUGAUGGCGGUGGGUUAUUUGUAGUUAAUGUACCUGAUAAUACUUCAUCAAUGUCUUCGACUGUUAAUUUGACACAAUCUAAAAGUUAUAACGACGAAGAUACUGCUUCAGUUCAAUUACCACCAAGUUUGUUUGCUCUACCACGUGGAGAGUCAAAAUUAAUGAAAUUUUGGUGGGCUUUUACCUUUCCCAUCAAAUUUUUACUAAAAUUUAUUAUACCUAAUCCGAUUACCUAUCGCAAACUAUAUCCAUUAUCUUUCAUAAUGUGCAUUAUAGCUAUUGGAGCUAACGCUUAUAUGAUCGUUUGGAUGUUAACAGUAUUUGGUGUAACCGUUGGCAUCGACGACACCAUAAUGGGUAUGACAUUCCUCGCAGCUGGUUCAACUAUGCCAGAAGCUGUUUCUAGUUUAAUAUCAUUAAGAAAUGGUGAAAAUGGUAUCGGAGUAUCGAACUCCUUGGGUGCCAAUUCAUUGGCAAUUUUACUAUCAUUAGGUGUGCCAUAUUUCAUUAAAAAUUGCAUUACUUUCGGAACGGCAAAUAAUAAAAUCAAUAUUGCAUCAAAGGGUAUUGAAUACAAUAUCUUUAUACUGAUACUCUCAACUUUUGCGCUAUUCACCAUACUCAGUUUAAGUGGUUAUCGUUUAACAAAACGCGCUGGUAUCGCGUUAUUAUCAGUUUAUACGAUUUUUAUAGUAUUACAGAUAUUAAUCGAAUUGCAGAUAAUUAUUUAAAUUCAGAUUUUUAAAGAGUAAGACUGUUUAGGUUAAGUAGAAAAAAAAAACUUGUACAGUGUAAA
This is a messenger RNA of Teleopsis dalmanni, 1426 nucleotides long. RefSeq names its product sodium/potassium/calcium exchanger 4-like. Gene Ontology annotation, biological process: intracellular calcium ion homeostasis; calcium ion transmembrane transport. Gene Ontology annotation, molecular function: calcium, potassium:sodium antiporter activity; calcium channel activity. Gene Ontology annotation, cellular component: membrane. The record is from RefSeq and is a predicted model, not a curated record. Lineage: Eukaryota; Metazoa; Arthropoda; Insecta; Diptera; Diopsidae.